AUGACGAUUCCCGAUCAGCUCGCGUUUCGGCCCUCGACUCACGCCGUCGUGCACCUCGACCCCGCCCAUCCACUCGCGUCGGCGAUCCCACAUCAGGAGCUAGAAGAAGCGGACAACGAAAUCCAAAGGCUGAACGAGUUGCGUUUGGGAGAAGAUAUCAGCUACGAGGAGUACUCGGGUUACCUUAGGCAGUUGCGCAGCAAGCCUGAUGUCGACACUUGUACCAAACUGGAUGCUGUUCAGCUCAAGGAGCUUAACGCCCGCCAUGCGUUGUAUCGCAGCAAGUGUUACCAGUUGUCACAACAAGCGCCCAAACACAAGAUUUACUAUGAGAAAUGGAGAGACUGUCGCCACCGUGACUAUCUUGAGGAGAGAUUUUGUAAGUGCUGCGAGGAGGAUAGCAAAUUAGAUUGGUAUUUCCACCCUGAUUACUGCAAACUAGCUGGCCUGGAGGACUACCAACGGCUCGUCCCUCGAAAUUAUGGUGGUUAUGAGUACGAACGUUGGGAUCAGUACCACAGGUAUUGUCAUAGCUAUGAGAUUGAACAAGAAUAUAUCAAAUAUUGUGAAGAACUGUCAAAGAAACUUAAGUGGAUGGAAGCUUAUGUGCCAAACAAGUCUCCAUCUAUUAAGUGGGGAAGAAUUUUAACAAGAGGAGCUUACCAAGCAAUCAAGAUCGCUACCGACUUCUCCAUGAUGACUGGGAAUUUAGCCUUUCCUGGCUUCUACGAAUGGUUUGAUAGCAUGACGUUUGAUGUUUGUUACUACAACGAGUUAGAUGGCGUUUUCUACGAGAUUUGGAAGCGGUACACUAAUGAGAGGACAUUCAGAGAUUCUUUGGAUGAAGUAUAUAAACUUAAUAGGUUCCCGUUACGCCAACACAUAAUGAGAGCUGCGCUGGAGAAUGACACAUUAUGCUCCGACUUGGAAGAGGAGUUUCUUUCUUGCACAACUUGCCUCAAGGAAUUUGCAGAGGAUAAAUCCCAGAUUACAGAGGACAAAGCCCGCGAGUUGAUUGCAGAAGCACUUAGAAAGGAGACGCCAAAACCAAAGUUUUAUGAGGACUAUUGUAGAAAGAAGAUUGAUAUUGCCAGAGCUAUUGGAUUAAUUUCAAGAUAG
Lolium rigidum is the source of this 1119-nucleotide messenger RNA. RefSeq lists its product as uncharacterized. The transcript has 11 exons. The record is from RefSeq and is a predicted model, not a curated record. The coding region runs from base 1 to 1119 and encodes 372 amino acids. Lineage: Eukaryota; Viridiplantae; Streptophyta; Magnoliopsida; Poales; Poaceae.